Molecule: messenger RNA, 346 nt
Organism: Racocetra fulgida
Lineage: Eukaryota; Fungi; Glomeromycota; Glomeromycetes; Diversisporales; Gigasporaceae
Source: the annotation of a GenBank genome assembly
UACAUGUACCUUCACAACAGAUGAAAUAAUCAUAUGUUUGGAUCUCAAUAAAAUGGAUGUUUGUCUCAAAAAUGAGGAAAGCGAUACGGAAUCUGCAUUUUUCGAAAAAGGAAAUUACUUGUUUGUAAUGUUUUUAGAUUAUAACGAUUUUAUGUUUAAAACCAAAAAAAUAUCUGGACAAGCUCCCGCUGGUUCUUUAGGUGAAAAUCUUAAUCUUGCCACAGGAAAUACUGGAAUUCCAUCAUUUAUAGGGGAUGGAAGUAUCGAAUCAGCAUGGUUACCGAAAAUGCAAGCUCAUGAAAUGCAAAGAUUAAUGCAAAAAAUAACUAAUUGUUGUGAUGAAUGA